Molecule: messenger RNA, 938 nt
Organism: Capsella rubella
Lineage: Eukaryota; Viridiplantae; Streptophyta; Magnoliopsida; Brassicales; Brassicaceae
Product: cysteine proteinase inhibitor 4
Exons: 1
Coding region: 409-765 (118 amino acids)
Molecular function (GO): cysteine-type endopeptidase inhibitor activity
Source: RefSeq, a predicted model, not a curated record
AAUUCAACAAGCAAGCGACGUCGUAUAAUACUAAUACAGAGUUGCCGACGAGAAUCCACAUCGGCCCAAAUCAAAAUAUAUGGGCCCAUUUAGUGCUCUCCCUCCACUACGAGUCUUGCGUGGCCAAUACACGUGACGGGACAGCCCUCUUUGACUCUAUGACAUUAUGUAGCGCCACGCGGACUUAUCCAGUUGUAUACAUCUGACGGUUGUGAAAGAAACAAUUCACUCGUCACCGCGUAACACGAUUGGGAUCUCCGUUAAUUUCUGGAACUAUCUGCUCACAUUCCAAAGGAACCAAACCAAAGUCUUGGCUUAUAUAAACACCAAACCGGCGAUAUCGUUACGACCCCUGAAAAAAUAAAAUAAAAACAAGGUUAAGGAAAGAAAAAGAAAAGAAAAAAGAAAAUGAUGAUGAUGAAGUCCUUGAUCUGUCUCUCUCUCGUCCUCCUUCCUCUCGUCUCCGUCGUGGAAGGUGGUCUCGGUGGUGGUGGCUACGGUAGCCAGAAGCCGAUCAAGAAUCUGUCGGAUCCGAACGUUGUCGCGGUCGCCAAGUAUGCCAUUGCGGAGCAUAACAAACAAUCGAAGGAGAGUCUUGUUUUCGUGAAGGUUGUGGAGGGAACGACGCAAGUGGUCGCCGGUACAAAGUACGAUCUGAAAAUCGCGGCCAAGAAUGGUGCUGGUAAGGUCUUGAACUACGAGGCCGUCGUGGUUGAAAAGCUGUGGCUUCAUUCCAAGACCCUUGAGUCUUUCAAGGCCGUCUAGAUCUUCAUUUCCACUUUGUUGUUGUAGAUCGAUCUCGGAUUUUUUAAAUCUAUCUAUAUAUGGCUUUUGAUGAUUUGAGAUUUUGACAUUUUAUCUUGUUUUAUUGCUGUCUUGGUUAUAAUUAUUUUUGGAAUAAAAGAAAUAAAUUAGAGAGAUACAGUGUGUGUUUGAGA